Adineta ricciae is the source of this 795-nucleotide messenger RNA. NCBI's taxonomy places the organism in Eukaryota, Metazoa, Rotifera, Eurotatoria, Adinetida, Adinetidae. The record is from the annotation of a GenBank genome assembly.
AUGACACUCUUACUGAUACGAAAUCCGUAUUCAUUUUCAUUGGAAGCGUCAACACUGAUCGCUGAUCAUGAAGCAGGGUUGAAUAUAUCCAAACAGCCGCGCACAACCAAAUUGACGAAACAACAACGAGAUGAGUACAGUCUUGCACAACGUGAUCCAGCUGCAUUCUUUGAAGAGAUCAAAAAACGUUUGCUGGCUUACCAAGGAGAAAGCUCCAGUGCCGCCAAAAUUCGUGGUCUUUCUCAAUCGCUCAAUGUACAUAAUAAAUUUACCUUUCCAGACCAUCGAACAGUGGACGAAGACUCGUUAGCUGUUCUGGAUUCACAAAUUGCUAAAACGAUCGAUGAUGCUGAUAAUAGUCUUUUUGAAAGUCCAUCGAAAACAACUUGUCGAUAUAAAUCUCCAUACAUGUCAAAAUACAAUGAAACCAAAAAUCAUUCCACAUUGGGAAAUAGUUUUACGCGAUCAGAUUCAGGAGUUGGAACGGAUACAUCAGAAAAAAAUUAUGAAAUAUUUCGUUGUCAACGUUUACCAACUAUUGAUGUUGUUUGGUAUCCGUCACUUGAUAGUCAUAAUGCUCUUUUAUCGACGAUUCCUCGCAUACACGAUCGUCUAACAUUCAAGGAAUUUCGACAAUUGUUUAAAAAACAACCUGUGUACAGGUAUUUCUUUAAAACAACUUGUACACCGGACAUUAACAAAGAGCAGUAUGUGUUUCGUGAAUUAACAAUGGACGAUGAACUAGUGCCGUUCUACGAUGGCAAAAUUUUCGUACAAUUAGAUCGAAUUUCCUAG